UCCAGACGCCCUCUCAGCCACAGCCAGCACCACACCACCACCUCCACCUCCUCCUUCCCACGCCCCAGUGCGCUGCUGUGGGAUAGUGGCACUAUAAAGUAUAUCCACCUCUCGCUCGGGAGAAAAGAUAAGGAGCACCAACAAGAGACACAGAGAGGGGGAUGAAGAUGGCGGACGCCAAGCAGAAGCGGAACGAACAGCUGAAGCGGUGGCUGGGCUCGGAGACGGACCUGGAGCCGCCCGUCAUCAAGAAGAAGAAGACGAGGGUGAAGUUCGACGACGGCGCCGUGUUCCUGGCCGCCUGCUCCAGCGGCGACGCCGAGGAGGUGCUGCGGAUGCUGGAGCGCGGCGCCGACAUCAACUACGCCAACGUGGACGGUCUCACCGCGCUGCACCAGGCAUGCAUCGACGACAACGUGGACAUGGUGACCUUCCUGGUGGAGCACAACGCCAGCAUCAACCAGCCCGACAACGAGGGCUGGAUCCCCCUCCACGCCGCCGCCUCUUGCGGAUACAUGGACAUAGCAGAGUAUUUGAUAAGUAAGGGGGCCGAUGUGGGCGUGGUGAACAGCGAGGGGGAGACGCCCCUUGACAUCGCCGAAGAAGAAGCAAUGGAGGAACUCCUGCAGAAUGAGAUCAACCGCCAAGGUGUGGACAUCGAGGCGGCCAGGAAGGAGGAGGAGCGCAUCAUGCUGCGGGACGCCAGGCAGUGGCUCAACAGCGGCCAGAUCCAAGAUGUCCGCCACACCAAGUCCGGAGGGACGGCGCUCCACGUCGCCGCCGCCAAGGGCUACGUAGAAGUUUUAAAGCUCUUGAUCCAGGCGGGCUAUGAUGUAAACAUUAAGGACUACGAUGGCUGGACCUCGCUCCACGCAGCGGCUCACUGGGGCAAGCAGGAGGCCUGCAGGAUCCUGGUGGAGAACCACUGCGACAUGGACCUCAUCAACAAAGUGGGUCAGACGGCCUUCGACGUUUCAGACGAGGAUGUCCUCGGCUACUUGGAAGAGCUGCAUAAGAAACAGGAUCUGCUCUCGAACGACAAGAAGGACGUGAAGAAAUCCCCCCUGAUCGAGACGACCACGACCGGAGACAACAACCAAUCCCUGAAGCCGCCUAAGAGCGAAAAGACGGUGCUGCUGGAGCCGGAGAAGAUCGUGGCCCACAUCGAGGUGCUGGAGCAGGAGAAGGUGGACGAGGAGGAGGAGGGGAAGAAGGACGAGUCAAGCUGCUCCAGCGAGGAGGAAGAGGAGGAGGACUCUGAGUCCGAGAAUGAAGCAGAGAAGACCAAGACCCCCGGUCCUCCAGUCAGCCUCGCCACCACGGCUGCCGUGACGACCCCCCCCGCCGCCGUCACCGUGGCGACCCCAUCCAGCCCCACCAACCAGGUGACCACCCCCACCUCACCGGUCAAGAAGGUCCCGGCGUCGCCCACGGCCAAGGUGUCGUCGCCGCGGGCGACGGAGGAGGACCGCAAGGACGAGUCCCCCGCCUCGUGGCGCCUGGGCCUGAGGAAGACGGGGAGCUACGGCGCGCUGGCCGAGAUCACGGCCACCAAGGAGUCCCAGAAGGAGAAGGACGCGGCGGGCGUGAUGCGCUCGGCCUCCAGCCCGCGCCUCUCCUCCUCGGUCUCCAUGGACAACAAGGACAAGGAGAAGGACAAGAGCACCCGACUGGCCUACGUCGCCCCGACCAUUCCCCGCAGACUGGCCAGCACUUCAGACAUUGACGAGAAAGAGAACAGGGACUCCGCCUCUCUGGCCCGCAGCAGCUCCUACACCCGCCGGCGCUGGGACGACGACCUGAAGAACAGCGACAGCACCGCGUCCACCACCACCGCCUCCACCACCACCACCACCACCAACCGAGUCCCCAUCUACCAGCGCAGCACGUCCCACACGCUGGCACUAGGGCGCAGCGGCAGCACGCGGGACGUGCCGUCCAAGUCGUGGUCCACCUCCAGCUUGGAGCCUAACGCCUCUAACACUAAACCCUGGCAGUCGCCCUCCUCCCAUUACCAGUCUUACAGCAUUUACCGCAGUGGCUCCUUCGGCAGGCGGGGUCAGCACGAGGACCUGACCUCCACCACCACCUCCACCUCCCCGACGACCACCACCACCUCCAGCCCCGUCUCCUCCACCACAACCACCACCACCUCCACCACCACCUCCACCUCCUCCUCCUCGGUUACCUCACCCACCGGCCACCGCGGUCUGCUCUCCAGCCUCGGCACCUCCUCCACCCGGCCCCCCACCAGCCUCACCAGCAGGUACUGGUCGGAGGAGAGCUCCGACCGGGACAAGGAGAAGGAGUCCGCGGCGGUCAUCCCCACAAUGAACACUGGCUCCACCACCACCACCUCCUCCACCACUAGCACCAUCAUCGGCUCGGACGGCAGGGAGAGACGCAGGUCGUACCUGACGCCAGUGAGGGACGAGGAGUCGGAGUCUCAGAGGAAGGCUCGCUCCAGGCAGGCGCGGCAGUCUAGGAGGUCUACCCAGGGCGUGACCCUGACGGACCUCCAGGAGGCGGAGAAGAUCGGUAAGGGACGGACCCCUCGGAGCCGUGAGGAGGAGCGCGAGAAGCAGGACAAGGAGAAGCUGCAGGAGGAGCGCAAGGAGACGGAGACCAGGGAGGACGACUACCGGUCGCGCUACCGCAGCUUGGACGAGACCUACCAGCGGUACCGCCCCUCGGCCACCUCCACCACCUCCAGCAGCGUGAGCACCUCCUCCGCGCCCCUCUCCUCCACCUCCUCCUCCCUCCACCGGCCCAACUCCCUGACGGGCAUCACCUCCUCCUACUGCCGCUCCUCCCGGGACACGGAGAAGGAGACUGACAAGGAGGAGGAGAAGGAGGGCGAGGACAAGUCCCAGCCCCGCUCCAUCCGGGAUCGCCGGCGGCCCCGCGAGAAGAGGCGCUCCACGGGGGUGUCCUUCUGGACCCACGAGAGUGAUGAGAAUGACCCCGACCCACAGUCGGACUCGGAGGACGGCAGCGUUAAGAGCGAGCCUCAGAGCGACAGACUGUCAAGGAAUGACGGCAGCACUUCCUAUGAACGCAACGAGUCGGUGGGCGGCCGUACCUAUGGCGACGGUCGGAGGCCCUACUCGAGCAGGCUAGACAGGGACGACAACACUGACUACAAGAAGCUCUAUGAGCAGAUCCUAGCUGAGAACGAGAAGCUGAAGGCCCAGUUACGCGACACGGACCUAGAGCUGGCCGACCUGAAGCUCCAGCUGGAGAAGGCCACGGCGAGGCAGGAACGCUACGCCGACCGGUCGCAGCUGGAAAUGGAGAAAAGGGAAAGAAGAGCGCUUGAAAGGAAGAUCUCUGAGAUGGAGGAGGAGCUGAAGACGCUACCGGACUUGAAAGCCGACAACCAGAGACUCAAAGACGAGAACGGAGCUCUCAUCAGAGUCAUCAGCAAGCUCUCCAAGUAGACACCUCCCCCCCAAAGCCCCCGCCUGUCCUCUGCGCCCCCCGCAUCCCCCCGCUUUGCCCAUCACUAUGCCCCCCCCCCCCCUCAACCCCUCCAUGGCAGUGGCCGAUGGAACGCACAUAUUAGAUAUUAAUUGCAACAGACAUCAGAAAUGAGAGAAUUCCUUUUCUCUCGCCCCCGUACCCUUUCUUUACCUCCUAUUUGUCCCUCCACCCCCCCCCCCCCCCACACCUCCACCCCCACCUCCACCUCCACCUCCACCCAGACAUCUUAUCACCCGGAUGGAACCACUGAGUUUACAGAGGACAGGUGGAGCAGGGGCAGCAGGGGACGUAGAAACACAGAGGGUGGGGGGGGCGCCUGAGAGUUGUUAUUUAACCAAUAAGCCUUAGUUGUACAUAAGGAAAAAAAUGUAAGAAAAAACACUUGUAUCCAUCUUUCUUUUGACUUUCCACCUCCCUCGAGCUCAGAGACACCUUGCUUUACCUUCCCCCUCCGACCUGUUGGGGUGAGAAAUUGUCCCCCCAACCCAACCCAUUUUCGUUCGGAUUUCUCGUUGAAAGUCCGUCAUGAAUUCCACACACACACACACACACACACACACACACACACACACACACACACACACACACACACACACACACACACACAUACACACACACACGUGAGCCCUGUGUGUGCACAGGCUCAUGCACCCCACCUCCCCCAAACUCUCACCCCUUCCAAACGUUUUUUGUCUUUUUUUCUUCCCGACGGGAGACAAAAAAGCGAGAGAUAAAGACGAAUCUUGCUUUUUCUGAAACAAGACAGAGUUUAAGCUUUCACUUUAUGUGCAAUAUGCAUUUUUAUUUCUACUUUUUAAACGCUUUAAAGACGAGUCCAUUGCCGGUAGGAUAUUGUUUCCACUCUUCUGCUGUAUCCGAAGCCCCCUUUAGCCCCGCCCCCUUUGUUAUUUAGCCCCGCCCCCUUUGUUCUUAGUCGGUAGUGAGGUCGGUUUCUGUAAUGUAUCGUUUGAAUCAGCACAUGGCAUGCACUCGUCUGUUACUAUUAAACAUAUACCAAUCCCAGAGGACAAAAAAAGGUGUGUUUUAACUUUGUUUUUCGUCUGAGGCCAUCAGACGAUCGACAGCACGGCCGCUCUGUUACAGGGGACGGCCCCCCCACCCCGCCGCCCCCCCCCCCCCCCCGGGGGGUAUUUUUUGCUUCCUUUACGCGGUUUAAAUAGAAAGUGUUUUAAAAAAAUAAUAAUAUAAUUGCUUCACAACAUUUCACACAUUGUAUCCUUGGAAGAGUGCUGUUCAGUUGUUGUUUUUUUCUAAGCUGUAGUAUUAUAGCGAAAAGGUGUUGUCACUAAAAUAAACUUUAAAAUAUCUUGGCUAUGGCUAACCCGGUCCUUUUUAACAACGAUGUCUACAUGCACUGUCGAUACUGUCAUACCUUGCCACCAUCAAGUCGCCCUGUGCUUCUGAAAACACAUAUGCAUUUCAGUGGCCUUUUUAAGAUAGUUUUUUUUUUUUUUAAAGAUUCUUUUAGAGAAUUUUUUUAGCAGAGAAAUGUCCGGCAGAAUGUUGACUAUCUAUCCCUUGGUUUUGAUUUUAUUUGUUGAGCUUUUUCUCCCCAUGUUUUUGCUUCCCCCUCCUCGCUCCAUCUUGUAAAAUAAGUGUGUGGCUUCAUACAUGCAAGCUGUGCUGUGACAACAACCACUGAAGAGUUCAUUAAAAAUAAACUUGUACAUUGUAAAGUUC
Molecule: messenger RNA, 5184 nt
Organism: Gadus morhua (Atlantic cod)
Lineage: Eukaryota; Metazoa; Chordata; Actinopteri; Gadiformes; Gadidae
Gene: ppp1r12a
Product: protein phosphatase 1, regulatory subunit 12A
Exons: 26
Coding region: 162-3440 (1092 amino acids)
Biological process (GO): signal transduction
Cellular component (GO): cytoplasm; A band; Z disc
Molecular function (GO): enzyme inhibitor activity; protein kinase binding; phosphatase regulator activity
Source: RefSeq, a predicted model, not a curated record